AUCCCAGUGGGUGCGAUUUUUCCUUUCUCCCUCACGAACCAAAGAUGAAAAACAAAGCCAUCAACCUCAACCAAAACCAAGGCUUCUUCAUUCUCUCUCUCCUCUCUCUCUCAUGUCAUAUCAUAUCAUGCAAGAAUUCCAAACCCUAACCCCCUUCGCCACACGUCAUUGGCUUCCCGCUUCCCCUUCCCUUAUACCCCAUCUCUCAUUCCUUCAUUCUUUCAAUCUCCUCCUCUUUUUUUUCUUCUUCCCUUGAAAACCCCACCUAUCUGUGCCAAUAAUCCAUGUUUUUUACUUGAUUACUUUUGGGUCUUUAUUCAUUUUCCUCGAUUUCUCCCCCCUCCCGCUUCUGGGUUCAAUCCAGUUUUCUGAUUUACAGAGUAAAUCACCCAAAUGGCUAGUGGGGUUCAUGAAACUGGGUUGGUAUUGUUCUCUAGCGAGGAGCUGAGUGAAAUGAGUGGGGUUAAGUGCGGUGGAGAUUUUGUGGAGGUAACUUGUGGCUGUACCAGUCAUAGAUAUGGCGAUUCUGUUGGGAGGCUAAGGAUUUUUGUUAAUGGUGAACUUGAAAUCACCUGCGAAUGCACUCCUGGUUGUCAUGAAGACAAGUUGACUCCUGCUGCAUUCGAGAAGCAUUCCGGAAGAGAAACUGCUAGAAAAUGGAAGAACAAUGUAUGGGUCAUAGUUGAUGGAGAUAAGGUUCCAUUGUACAAGACUGUUCUCCUCAAGUACUAUAACCAGGCGCUAAAAAGCACCAAUGGAUCUGGUAGAUCCCAAAAUGGACGAGUCUGUCACCGUGAUGAGUUUGUUCGAUGCAGUAGAUGCAACAAGGAACGUAGGUUUCGGCUUAGGACAAAAGAGGAAUGCCAAAUACACCACGAUGCUCUGGCAGAUAGUAAUUGGACUUGUGCUGAUCUACCAUAUGACAAAAUAAUGUGUGGUGACGAUGAAGAGCGAGCAAGUCGGAGAGUUUAUAGGGGAUGCAGCCGUUCGCCAACAUGCAAGGGCUGCACUUCCUGUGUCUGCUUCGGCUGUGAUAUCUGUCGCUUUUCGGAUUGCAGUUGCCAAACAUGCACUGACUUCACAAGGAACGUGAAAACUUGAUUCUGCAGAACAAUCCUUCUGCCCUGAUUAUUCCCAUUUCAUUUCUUUGUAUGAUGCUCAUCCCAUACAAUAUUUUAACGACAAACAUGUUGAACAAAAGAAAUUAGAUUAAAUUUAACCUUGUCUGUCUUUGCCGA
Molecule: messenger RNA, 1238 nt
Organism: Momordica charantia (bitter melon)
Lineage: Eukaryota; Viridiplantae; Streptophyta; Magnoliopsida; Cucurbitales; Cucurbitaceae
Product: protein ULTRAPETALA 1
Cellular component (GO): cytosol; nucleus
Molecular function (GO): DNA binding
Source: RefSeq, a predicted model, not a curated record